Messenger RNA from Colletotrichum abscissum, 165 nucleotides. RefSeq lists its product as uncharacterized. The coding region runs from base 1 to 165 and encodes 54 amino acids. The transcript has a single exon. Lineage: Eukaryota; Fungi; Ascomycota; Sordariomycetes; Glomerellales; Glomerellaceae. The record is from RefSeq and is a predicted model, not a curated record.
AUGUGCGACUUUACUAAGAACUACUACAUUUACACCUCAUGUAUCGACCCGGGUGCACACUUCUUCAGAACUUCAGUCGAUGGCAACCGGAGUCGUGCCUGUGGCAGUGGUCCACACGAACGAUAUAUCGUAGUCCCAGGCCACUGCCCCUUGUGCAGUGGUUAA